AUGAUAUUAAUUAUAUCCAUAUUCGUAUGUGUUCUUGUUACUGUUAUAUACUAUUUUAAUGUUAAUAAUAAUUAUUGGAAAAUAAGAAAUGUGGUGCAAGUGAACUACGCUGCAUGGGACUUUUUCCUUGGAAAGUGUUCGUUGCCAGAAGUUUAUAGAAAUAUUUAUAACGAGUAUCCAAAUGAAGACUAUGUUGGGAUGUACUUAAAUUCAAAACCUGUACUUGUUUUGAAAAAUUUGGAAGAUAUUCGAGCUGUUUUGAAAGAUUCACACUGCUUUCACUCCCGUGGGUAUUAUGUUAAUGAUAAAGAAGACUUGAUAGAUAACUUACUUUUCAUGAAUGAUUAUCAACGCUGGAAGCUGGUCAGACAGAAAAUUACACCAGUUUUCACUAAUAAAAAGUUGAAAAGUAUGUCACAUUCAAUAUACCAAUGUUCAGACAAUUUAAUUAAUUAUUUAAAGAAUUAUCAAUGCGAGAAAAAUAAGAGUGUAUAUGAAAAAUUUAAUUUUGUUGCAAUCGGAUCAGCAAUAUUUGGAUUAGACUUUGUAACAAAAAAUGCAUUACAAUCGCCAAUAGUAAAUGCGCUUUGUAAACCACUCCCAUUUUUUCAUCGAUGUUUAUUUUCAUUAAAACUGAUAAUUAGCAUCCAAUUUCCAAUACUGCUUAAGGUUCUAAAUACAAAAAUAUUUGAUGAUUACAAAAAUCUUAUAUUGGAAGUUAUACAAAAAGUCAGUAAAUGUCGUCAAGAGACGCCUGGAAAAAGGGACGACUAUAUAGAUAUGUAUAUGGAAAUACAAAAUGAUGAAUCGAUUCAAGAUGCAUCAGGUUAUAAAGUAAAUAUUGAUCAGUUUGUGGCUUCCCAAGCAUUUUCGUUUUUUGUGGCCGGCGUCGAAACGACAGCAAGCGCUGUCGAUUAUACAUUAUUGGAAUUAGCAAACAACAAACACAUUUUGCAUAAGGUUCAUAAGGAAAUUGACGGAAUAUUUCAUGAAUAUAAGGAACUUAACUACGACAAUGUCGAAUCUAUGGAAUACCUAGACAUGGUUCUCAGUGAAGUUUUGAGGAAAUAUCCUCCGAUUGGGUCUAUGCAACGAAUGGCAACUGAAGAUGCAAUUUUGCCAUCGAAUUUAAAAGUUAACAAAGGUAUUUAUGUCAUUAUCCCAACAUACGCUUUGCAUAUGGAUACCAAGAAUUUCGAGGAGCCAGACAUAUUCGACCCAGAAAGGUUUUCUGCGGACAACGUUAGUAAAAUUAAAAAGUACACUUAUUUGCCAUUCAGUGGAGGAAAUCGUACUUGUAUUGGUGCAAAGUACGCGCGGCUUCAUAUGAAAAUUAUGCUAGCUGUUGUGUUGCGAGAAUUCACUUUAAAAAGUUGUAUGUAUAGGGUUACAACUUUUGAGCCUAAUUUAUUUACGCUAAGCAAUUCUAAUGUACAAUAUGAGUUAAUUCCCAGACUUAAAGGAGUAUAA
Molecule: messenger RNA, 1470 nt
Organism: Pieris macdunnoughi
Lineage: Eukaryota; Metazoa; Arthropoda; Insecta; Lepidoptera; Pieridae
Source: the annotation of a GenBank genome assembly